AUGACAGGUGAGAUGGCGGCCUUCUACGGUGAGAAGAAUGAGAGCUUCGGCAAGGAGGGCAACUUGGAGAAGUUGGUUGCUCUCGGCAACAGUCUGCUGCAUGGCUUGCAACUUCGAGAAAUGCAUAACUUCCCCAUCAUUGCAAUGGUCAUAGUUGUUCUGAGAGGAGUGACGGACGUCGUGGGGGCCUUUGUAGAGCUUGUUAUUGUUCCUUCGCUCCAUCCAUCCCCGCAUCCAUCCUCGAAGCAAUAG
Symbiodinium sp. CCMP2592 is the source of this 252-nucleotide messenger RNA. The record is from the annotation of a GenBank genome assembly. Lineage: Eukaryota; Dinophyceae; Suessiales; Symbiodiniaceae.